Molecule: messenger RNA, 496 nt
Organism: Megachile rotundata (alfalfa leafcutting bee)
Lineage: Eukaryota; Metazoa; Arthropoda; Insecta; Hymenoptera; Megachilidae
Gene: Rpp20
Product: ribonuclease P protein subunit p20
Biological process (GO): tRNA 5'-leader removal
Cellular component (GO): ribonuclease MRP complex; nucleolar ribonuclease P complex; nucleus
Molecular function (GO): nucleic acid binding
Source: RefSeq, a predicted model, not a curated record
UACUGUCAGAAUGGCCGAUGUGCACGAACGUUGCGAGUUGAGAAAAAGUUUUUCAAACGAAAGGAACGUGCCUAAGGCGAAACACAAAAAAUUUUCAUCUUGCAAUUACACUAUUAAGAAACGACAACCAUUUGGUUUAAGAAAACAAAAUGGUAAAGAUAUACUUGUAACUAAUAAAACAAACUUUAAGGCUCAGCUAAAGAAAUGCGAAAGACUUCUUGAUAACGAUAAUCCUGAAAUAUUUAUUCAUGGUCUUGGAGCUGCUAUACACAGAGCAUGUAACUUGGCUCUACAGUUGAAAGAGAUUCAUUACAAUGGAGUAGAAUUAGACAUCAAGACUUCUACUGCAUCUAUUAUUGAUGAUUUUGAACCUCUUGAUGAUGAGGCUGACUACGAAACCAUUAAUAGGAACAACUCGGCUAUACAUAUUCGUGUGUUUCGAAAAUUUUUGAUAGGUAGUCUUAAAUACCAAGAAUAAAGCAACUUAACAAAGGAU